CUGAUUUCCAUAGUAACAAUAAUAAUUAAGAACUUUUUGUUUGACGAUUGGUUGUCAGUUGACACGCGCGCGUCGUAAAUCAUUUCUUCUGCAGUUUCAUUUCCUCGCACCGUCGGCACACGAUAUUCUAAUGUUCCGAGGUAAUAUCGACCUGCAUUUGAGCUACAAACGUCAUCAUGAUUCCAUUUUGCGAUGGCAACUUGCCGAGUACUGGGUAAGUAGGUUGCACAUCAUAUGAGUUAGAGAGCUCAAUGUCAAGGGUUUUGGAUUGCAUUGGGAUUGUCACAUAAUUUUCCAGUAGAACUUGUUCUCUGCCUUUGCAUAGCUUAUGUUCUCAGCUAUGCUCGAAGGAUGUCCAAAGUCCAGUAGCGCCCGACCCCUAAGCUUCCGGGUCUACAAGAAGCGGUGAAGCCAUCAGAGGUACUGUACCUGCCCUUAAACAAGUCCCUGGGGAAGCUUUAUUUGAGUAACAUCACCCUCGUCCGAAGAGCUGACAUACGCGACUGAGUCAUCCGGAAGCGAGAACGAAUCCCGCCUUAGUCUGCUGCUCCGCCCUUCGAAUUCUCGUGCAGGAUAUCUUCUAUGGGUCUCCAUGCAGAUGUCAAGGACAAUCAAAGUAGCAUAUGUAGUUCUUCUUGUAGACCUUGAUGGGAUGCUCGUUGUGCGCCAAGUUGGUACUUUUGAGUCUCCGGACAUAGCUCGUUGGGUGAGAGCUCAAGGUGCUCGUUCGACGACGUCGCUUGUUCUUCUGAACACGUUGAGAAAUAAGGAACGAGAAGUGAAGCUCGAGGAGCAUCAAAUAGAGUGGGAGAUGAAGGUGGUGUCGAUUUUCCGCGUCAGAGUGCAGUACUAUCGCGAGGGACAGGAGAACUGCCCGAAGCCUAUUUGAGAACGAGAUUUUGUUCUUCUCGAUAUAUCAGUCGCCGAUACGUGUUUCAUGAAAAUCAUUCACUAGCUUUUGAUUUUGAUGAGCUAGAGCGGAAGACCGACAUUGGAAGAUGGGGAAACAAGAACCUGGAUUCGUGAGACAUUGGUGAGAAGACAGCUGAGAAGCCGACCGCAGGAAUGUCGUUCGGAAGCAGGGGACGGCCCGGAUGGUACAGCAGUGGUGAGGAGGAUGAAGACGAUGAGGACGAAGGGAAGAAUCGAAAUGUCAAAGGCGGAGAAGAGAAAAAUAGUGCCCCUGGAAGUGGUGGUCUUGUGCCGUCGAAGUCCACGGUAUACGUCAGCAACUUGGAUUUCUCCCUCACCAAUAGCGACAUUCAUACCAUCUUCAGCACUUGCGGGAAGAUUGGCAAGGUCACUGUUAUGAAAGAUAAGCAAACCAGACAAAGUAAAGGUGUUGCGUUCAUAAUGUACACAGAUCGUGAGGAUGCGCAAAAUGCGGUAAAAGUAAUGAAUGGCAAGAUUUUGAACAAAAGAACCAUCAAGGUGUCAAUUGCAGCUGACAAUGGACGUGCACGGGAGUUCAUUAGACGCCGUAUUUAUAAAGACAAGAGCCGAUGCUACGAAUGUGGUGAGGAAGGGCACUUGUCGUACGAAUGUCCGAAAAAUCAGCUAGGAGCGAGAGAGCGACCAGUCCCGAAAAAGAGACGCAAGGGUCAGUACCCCGAAGAUGGUGGAUUUGCCAAGCAAGCAGCGGAAGAAAGUGAGGAAGAAGUGGAUGAAACACAGUUUGAAGAUGAUGAUUGGGCAUCUGUUGUAGCUCCAAGGGGAAUGCCUGGUGCUGAAGCAAGUGGAAUGAAUAAGGAAACACCACCUUCAAGGGGCUUGAAGGGACCAAAGAAAAGAUCAGGCUACUUCAGUGAUGAAAGUGAUGACGAUUCGUAGAGAGUCAUGUUAUUGCUUUCGGUCGUGACAUCAGCUCUUUUUCACUGGGGAUAGGUACAAGUGUCUGACAAUGUUACUUCAAAGGCAACAACCAAGAUGAUACCGCAGCCAGGAUGACAUCUCAGGAUACCAAGCCUCCUCAUACAUGACAGCCAUAACACAAAUUGUCUACUUGUUUGAGAACUUCGGUGCAUAUAUCUCAACUUGAACAAUUGAGGUAGGGAUGUGACCCUAACAAAUCCGAGCCAAGUUCGCAACGGUAGGUCUCGUUGUAGUUCAUAGAGUGUAUACAUGUUCACGUUGUGAACAACACAUCGCGAUAAUCAGUAAGGUAGGGCAAAUUGUCCGAAACUCUCAAUUAUCCACUUGUAAACAUUAUUAUGCUGCUUUCAAAAGUCCUCCUGUACCGUUUCUGCACUCCUCUUGAUUCCUGGAUUGAGCCUAUCUUGCGAAUUUAAUGGUCCAUAUGACCUGGCCGCCUUGAACUGGCCCACCCUGAACUCUAAAAGCUUAAUUGAUUCCACCUUCCAAGCUGGGCAAGCUACAAGGUUCGCUUUUGCGGAGUGUCGCUUGCAGAUUAACGUAGUUAGAAGCAGGUUAGAAUACAACCAGUUCUGGAUGUAAACUCAGAUGCUCUAAGAUCCUUGCGAAACUGUCUAUUCAGCCUCGUACUUAUUCGUGACUGUGACUCAUGCACCGGCUUUUCCCAGAAAUCUGUAUUUGGGCUUUGUAGAACUCCUGCUUUGUUUCCGGCCCGUGGAUUCGAAUAAGGAAACUCCUACUACCGGUGGAACAUGGACAUGGUCAGAGGAGCCCAGCUCUCAAGGAAUAGCUUUAAUACAAAGUGGGCUUUUGGGGCUCAAAUGUACAAUUUUAUCAGACGUCAAGAGCGUUUGGAGUCGUCGGAC
Marchantia polymorpha subsp. ruderalis is the source of this 2738-nucleotide messenger RNA. The record is from the annotation of a GenBank genome assembly. Lineage: Eukaryota; Viridiplantae; Streptophyta; Marchantiopsida; Marchantiales; Marchantiaceae.